AUACUGAAAAUACUGACUUUACCGAGAUACUGAAAAUACUGAGAAUACUGAAAUGAUUGAGUAUACUGAAAGUAAUGAGAUGCCGAAAUAUUGAAAUUACCGAGAUACUGAAUACUGGAAUGACUGAGAUAAUGGAGAUACGGAAUGAAGGACAUGUUGAAAUCCAUGAGAUAUAAUCUAAGUUACUGAGAAGGAGCAAAGAGUCGGAGGUGAAGAAAACGGACUUUACACCAACUGGUUGUAUAUUGCAGCCGAAACGAACCAACUCGUCAGGAAAGAAAGUCGGUUCGGCUACAAUAUGUCCACUCCAGAAGUGGUAAACAACACCGGUUUUGGUAUUAGUCUAACACCAGAUAGGUGUUUAUACAACACCAAUUAGUAUCAAAACAGCAUCGGUUUGAUUCCAAACUGGUGUUGUUUCAAUACUUCUCUGGUGUGGACACGUAUAGAUUCCGAGCUGGUGUUAAAUCAACACCGAAGUUUUUGCAGUGUAUUUAUCGCCACAACUUAUUUCAUCAUAAUGGAGACACAUCAUUUACACAUGUUUGUAAAAAUGAAUCAAUUGUGAUUUCAUGAAAUAAGAUAAGAAAAUAAGAUAAGAAAAUAGAAAGUCGUGAUAUGACAUCAUCAGCACACCUAAUGAAUAUUCAUGACGAUGUGCAUAUUACUGUUUUCACAAAAUAUUUUUGCUUUAAAAUUCAACGACUUCAUUAUUUGUAGUCCGAUUCUAAGUUGAUGAAAUUUUCAGCAAUUUGUUUUGUGAAUUUUACUUUAUUUAUUUCGAUAUAAUCUUUUUUAGCCCGGACCAUCCCUUUAAAGUUUCAAAUACUUUUUAUGCAAUCCAUCCAAAUUUAAAAUGGAAUUCUUCCCUUCUACUUAUAACUCAGGUAAAAAUUGCCACAGAAAAAAAAUUGUGACGUCACAGGGUGACAGAUUCACAACAUCAUAACUCCUGUAUUCAUUGAAGAAUUUUCAUCAGAUAGGCAUAAUAACCACUUUUUAUCAAUAUGUCUCUCAAUUGUCUCGUAUAUCAUUACGACCAAUGUAACGUCAAUGUGAACUUCUCUUGAUUGAAAGGCCUAUUCGAUAGUGCAAACUUUUAAAUGAUCUAGUCACGUGAUCACUGAGAUUUAAUCUUGUCCUGAUUCAAGCAAUGACGUCAUCUCGCCUGGGAUGACCCGUCCAUGUUUCUUAAUGAUAAGUGAUAUCCGCCUACUUUAAAACCGAUAUGUUUAAUGUUUGUAUUCGAACCGCGCCUUUUUUUCAAUUCGAUUGUUAUCAUGUAUUUGCACUUGACGACGUCCAAGAUUAGUCUGCAAAUACAGACUCUAAUUUGACACUCAAACAAAUUAUACCAUGUCUAGACUGAAGAAUAGACUACAAACUAUGUCUGCGUCACGAAGUAUGUAAACGCAGCAACAUAAUAUAAGCGGAUUUAGUAUCAUCACUUCGAGACUCUGUAUUAUGCACUAUACGAAAACGAAGGGUCUGUUCUUGCAGACUAGUCUCAGAUGACCAUUGUCAACACAACUGACCAACGCAUAAUCCGAUUACACCCUAAACGGUUCCUCAUCAGUGGAAACAAUCAUUUAAUGAUUUUGAAGCAUACGUGCGGGUUGACAAACUUUUUAUCGGACCCAACUGCUGGAGCUGGACAAAAAGUCAUUUUGUGCUACUUUUUUUUCGUGAAUUUGAGAGUCAAGAUCUAAUUCAACAUGGUGGCUGGUUGCGGUCCCAAGAUUGCCAAAUUAUUCCUCUUCAUAUUGAACUUCUGUGUAUGGGCAGCAGGUAUUGUACUGAUCGGAAUCGGAUCAUGGAUAACCGCCCGGCAACAAGACUACACGGAUCUCUUCUCUGAGGACACGAUAUUGAUCGUUACAGGGGUAACGAUAGGGGUAGGGUGCUUCAUCUUUCUCGUCGGCUUCUGUGGAUGUUGUGGGGCUCUAAAAGAAGGAACGUUCUUAUUAAAACUGUAUUUCUUCUUCAUGGUUCUAAUCAUUAUUCUGGAGAUUACCGCCGGUGUCCUAGCAUUUGUCUUCGAUGAUGAGCUUGAAGAAAGUAUGAUUGAAGGAAUGACAUACACCAUUAACAACACCUACCCAACAACUGAUGCGUCCAAAGAAUCCAUCGAUGGCGUCCAAAAUGGUUUCGAUUGCUGUGGAGCCAUGGGAUACGCUGACUACGCCAACUCACAGAACUUUGCUAAUAAUCUAGCUGUUCCCGAAUCCUGUUGUAUCGAUGGCGCAUCAGUUGCCCAAUGUCAGGCCGGUACGAAGGGAAAUCCUACUAAUCCAGAACUAGUCUACAGUCAGGGAUGCGUUGCCGCUUCCGUCGAUACAAUCCAGGAUAACUACUUGAUCAUCGGGGCUGUUUGCCUUGCUCUUCUUGUUUUUGAAAUCUUGACCAUGGUAUUUACCUGUUGUGUCAUUAGCGGCAUUGAUAAUGGAGAAUAUGCAUAAACAUUGAGCGAAUGAGAUACUGGCCAUGUGGAUCACAUGUUGUGUAAUUAGCGCCAUCAACGAAUAUGAAUAUAAAUGAGCAAGUGGGCGUGUCUUCAAACUUGGAUCCACCAAUCACGGAGCUGUACAGAUCCUCUCAGGGAAAAUGAAGUACUAACUCUAUUAACUCUGAACAAAAAUGAUAAAAUUAACAAAAGGAUCAACAAUAAUCUUUGAAAGAAUUAACCCUUCCCUUUAAAAAGACACAGAAACCCCCUGCCUGAGAUGAGACCAAACUCCCCUUUCCCCCUUUUUUUGUUCAUGACAUUAAUUAUCGGAAUAUACGUGAUUGGACGUAUAUAUACUUUUUUACAUUUGUAAAUAUAUCAGUAUUCAUAUUGUUAAAAUAAAAUGUUUUCUUAUCGUUGGUUCCUCAACAUUUAGCCAAAUAUUUUAUUGAUCGUGGCCAUUUUGAAAGAAAACUAUAUCAUAUCAGACCUAAAAAAAUCAUUGUAAAUGUAUCAUCACAUAUUGUAAUUCAUGAAUUAACUUUUGAUGAGUUACUAAAAAAAAAUACUGUUUGAUUUAUUUAUGUGAUUUUAGGGCCAACAUUGGGGUUGAUAUCCACGUCACAAGCAAAAGAUACAGCAAUACAGAUUUAAGCACAAGGAAAAUACAUGCAUAUGUAUCAAUUGGCCCUUUUGUUUUAAAGAAUUCAUUUAGUGAGUGGAUUUGCCGUUCUGUGUAAACCUGACAGUUAAAGACCCCCUCCCUCCCUCGAGAUUGUUUUGCAGAAUUUCAAGGAAUGACUAUGUGACAUGUAUUGCAUCUUUUUGUAAUGAAACAAUCAAAUAUAGUGAAAUAAUAAUUGUA
Messenger RNA from Lytechinus pictus (painted urchin), 3311 nucleotides. RefSeq names its product CD151 antigen-like. Gene Ontology annotation, cellular component: plasma membrane. NCBI's taxonomy places the organism in Eukaryota, Metazoa, Echinodermata, Echinoidea, Temnopleuroida, Toxopneustidae. Bases 1716 to 2459 code for a protein of 247 amino acids. The transcript has 9 exons. The record is from RefSeq and is a predicted model, not a curated record.